Tripterygium wilfordii is the source of this 1196-nucleotide messenger RNA. RefSeq lists its product as uncharacterized. The coding region runs from base 103 to 801 and encodes 232 amino acids. The record is from RefSeq and is a predicted model, not a curated record. NCBI's taxonomy places the organism in Eukaryota, Viridiplantae, Streptophyta, Magnoliopsida, Celastrales, Celastraceae. The transcript has 4 exons.
UAUCAAAUAUAAAAACUCCAAACCGUGUUGAGGAAGAAACAGAGAGAAGGAACAGGAAUCACUCCCAAGUUCGCUCAAGCAGAUCAAAUUCUGAAGCAAGAAAUGGCUGAACAGGAACAUGAAAGGAGUUGGAAACCGAUUCAUCAGUUGAUGUUUGACUACCUAAAACAUUUGGGAUACGAUGACGCUGUUGUAGAGGAAUUCAAGAAGCGAUGUCUGGAUGCCAAUUAUCCGUACUUCAAACCUUUCGAUGAUUGGAUUUUCAUCCGUACCAGUUUUCCUAGUAGCUCCAGUGGACCUGUUCAGAUCGGGAAAGUUACUACCAUUGAUCCUACAAAAGUUUAUCGACUUAUUAGUGGAGAAGCACGUCUUGUUGAGGAGUUUGGGAAUGUUACUUUGAAUGAGACAACAGGGGGGACUAUGGAUGAUCGGAUUUUCCGCCCUACAAGUUUUCCUAGUAGCUCCAGUGGAACUGUUCAGAUUGGGAAAGUUACUUCCACUGAUCCUACAAAAGUUUAUCGACUUGUUAGUGGAGAAGCACGUCUUGUUGAGGAGAUUCAGAAUGUUCCUUUGUAUGAGAUAGAUGUAACAACUAGUGAUCCCCUUGCCUUUCCUAAUGAGACAGCAGAGACAUUUAGUGAUCCCUUUUCUCCUUAUGAUCCAGAUGAGACAAUUAGUGAUCCCAUUCCCUUAUCACCCAUUCCCUAUGAAUUGGUGGAUCCUGAAAAGGUGCAUAUGUUUGGAGAAAUACUGGGAGUGGGGUUACUACCACCUCCAUCGGAUCCUUCGCUCAAGGACUGAAGUUGUUCUAUGGAGCUGUCUUCCCUUAUUACUGCGAAAAGGUUGAGGACGGGAGGAUAUAGAAAAUGCAAAAACAAAAAAAACAGCUUAGGAGUGUUGAUACAGCAUAACGCAGGCACCACUCUCUUGAGAUACAAAAUGUGAAUAGAAUUGAAGACGACGAUAAUAUUGAACAUGUGACUUUACUUGCAUAGUUGUUAAAACAUAUGAUGAAAUAAUGAGCUCUUGGCAUAGUAGUAGCCACUCCUUAUGAUCUCUAAUAGGUUGUCUCCCUUUGAAUAGCAAAAUUAGUAUGCAUUAUAGCCAUAAAUAAAUAAAAACCCUCUUCCUUCAUCAUUUGCCUGUCCAGGUAAACCUUUUAUUCUUUUUUCCUGUCCUUUUCUGGGUGUACCAGA